Molecule: messenger RNA, 387 nt
Organism: Cannabis sativa
Lineage: Eukaryota; Viridiplantae; Streptophyta; Magnoliopsida; Rosales; Cannabaceae
Exons: 1
Coding region: 1-387 (128 amino acids)
Source: RefSeq, a predicted model, not a curated record
AUGAAGGGAAUCAGACGCUUUGGAAAGAAAGGUAAAUUGAGCCCUAGGUUUAUUGGACCUUUUGAAAUUCUGGAGAAGGUUGGACAAGUUGCUUAUCGGUUAGCCUUACCUCCUUCCUUGUCAGCAGUGCAUAACGUGUUCCAUGUUUCCAUGCUGAGGAAGUAUGUGUCUGAUCCAAUGCACGUUCUGAGUUAUGAAAUGUUAGAGUUGCAACCCGAUCUAUCUUAUGACGAACAACCAGUGCAAAUUCUGGAUAGGAAGGAAAAAGUUUUGAGAACUAAAACUAUAUCAUUGGUUAAGGUACUCUGGAGGAAUAGUAAAGUGGAAGAAGCCACUUGGGAAUUGGAAUUCGAUAUGAGGGCUCAGCACCCUGAGUUAUUCAGGUAG